UUACAAUUUUUUGUUAGAAAUAAUAAAACUGUGAUGUUGCUAAAUAGUGUCCUUAUUUGUUUUCUAUCCAAAAAUCCUGAUUAUUUAAACAAACACACAAACAAAUGAAACUGAAUGUUGCCCACUUUGUGACUGUCCAGCUGAAUGAUCACACAAACUGUGGACGACAACAACGGCAGACCUCUCAGCCCCCUUCCCCUUCCCAGUCCCCCUCCCCUUCUCACUCCCCCUCCCCUUCCCAGUCCCCCUCCCCUUCCCAGUCCCCCUCAGCUUCCCAGUCCCCCUCAGCUUCCCAGUCCCCCUCAGCUUCCCAGGCCCCCUCAGCUUCCCAGGCACCAUCAGCUUCCCAGGCCCACUCCACUUUCCACUCCCCUUCUCAGCCCACCUCUCCAUCUCUUUCUGUGACCCCUUCUCCUCCUUCCCAUACCCCUUCUCCUUCAACUUCCAACUCUCCUUCUCAGCCCCCUUCACCCUCUAUUGGCUUAACUUUCUCUCCGCCCCCCUCGCCCUCUCAAUCAGACCCACCCUCUGAAAUUACAUCCCCAAUCCAGCCUCCUUCCCCCAUCCAGCCUCCUUCCCCCAUCCCUCCUCCUUCCCCAAUCCCUCCUCCUUCCCCAAUCCCUCCUCCUUCCCCCAUCCAGCCGCCUUCCCCCAUCCAGCCGCCUUCCCCACCCAGUGAAUGGGCAGAAGAAGCCCCUGAUGAGAUAUCUGGGAACCAUCAUGUUGCAGAGGAAAAUGUUGCCGUUGGAGAUCCAACAUCUUUUGCGUCCAUUCUGGGCAACAUGAGGCAACAUCUACAGGCCUUGCUGGGUCUUGUUGACCAGCUGCAAACAUUGAAUUAAUUUUUGAUUAAAAAAAAACAAAAAUUUUAUGUUUGUAUUAUUAU
Messenger RNA from Pseudophryne corroboree (corroboree frog), 886 nucleotides. RefSeq lists its product as uncharacterized. The coding region runs from base 105 to 842 and encodes 245 amino acids. NCBI's taxonomy places the organism in Eukaryota, Metazoa, Chordata, Amphibia, Anura, Myobatrachidae. The transcript is spliced from 3 exons. The record is from RefSeq and is a predicted model, not a curated record.